Messenger RNA from Zophobas morio, 1448 nucleotides. Its product is annotated as retinol dehydrogenase 11-like. The record is from RefSeq and is a predicted model, not a curated record. The coding region runs from base 33 to 1067 and encodes 344 amino acids. The transcript has 4 exons. Lineage: Eukaryota; Metazoa; Arthropoda; Insecta; Coleoptera; Tenebrionidae.
CUCUGGAUCAGUCCGUUGCGAGAAUCUGCACGAUGAUCGUCUACCAUGUGUACCUCAAGUAUGUGGCGUUCGCGGUGGCGGCGGUCACGCUCCCGGUCAUAGGGUUGGUCAUCCUCAAGAUUAUACAGAAGUGGACGACGGGCAGAUGCAGGAGUUUGGUUUGUUUGAAUGGAAAAACGGCCGUCGUCACGGGGGGAGGCUCAGGUAUCGGCUUCGAAACCGCCCUCCUCCUCGCCGCCCGCGGCUGCCGCGUCAUCAUAGCCGACCGCGAAGACACCACCAAAGCCAAAAACAAAAUCAUCUCCGUGACCAACAACACCAACAUCGCCACCAGACACCUCGACCUGACCUCCCUGCAAUCAAUCCGCAAAUUCGCCAAAGAGAUCAACGAAACGGAAGAAAGACUGGACAUCCUCAUCAACAACGCCGGCUCCCAGGCGGCUAAAAAUAAGCACACAGACGACGGUCUCCACGUCACCAUGCAAAUUAACCACUUCGGUCCGUUCCUGCUGACCCAUCUUCUCGCAGAUCUGCUGAAAAAAUCAGCCCCCAGCAGGAUCAUUUUCGUGAGUUCGGCUACUGCAUUCUUUUGGAAUAAUUUAUCGCUGAAGAACUUGAACUACCCGAAGAAUCACCCUAUGAACUUUCUGCGGACGUCGUUUAUUUAUGGCAAUUCGAAGCUAUGCAACGUCAUCGCGGCCAAUGGCUUUGCAGAAAGGUUAAAGAAGUUUGGAGUUACGUCGAAUUCGCUCCAUCCGGGUCUUGUCAAUACGGACAUUCACGCGAGGACGGCGAGGUUUUUGGGGAUUAAGACGUUUAGGAGGAUGUUCAGGACGAUUAUUUUGUUUUUAUAUGGCAAGACUCCGAAAGAAGGAGCCCAAACCACCAUCGCCCUCGCCGUCUCCAACCACCUGAAAACCGUCACCGGAAAGCACUUCUGGGACUGCCGCAACUUCAUCCAGCCUCCGAAAGCCUGGAACAAGAAAUUUUGCAACGAAAUUUGGGAGAAGAGUGAAGAGUUCGUCAAACUCAAGCCCGAAGAGCAGCUGCCUGUCGAAACCUUUUAGACGCUAGUUAUUUAUUCUUAAAAACCCUCCUAAACUAUUUUUAUUUUUAUAUCAUUGUUUGUUAAUUAUAAUGUCGCGGACAAAGGUGUUAUUUUGUAAAAUAUCGCAAAGAUGACACAGACAGCGGGGCUAAUGGUCUCAGCAGCGACCUUCUCCUAGGUUCCGACCUAGACAUCAAGAGUUACUCGUGAUUAAGUCUUCAGUUGGAAAACGUGCGCGGUGCCGUAACCAGCCGUCGUCAAGAAGUGUUAAGACUUGUGACUUACUGUGAGUAACUCUUGAUCGUACUUCACUUAGAGUAAGGAUAAUAAGGUAGUACCUUCGUACCGCCCAUAUUUUGUUGUUGUUUUCGAAAAAUAAUAAACCUUGUUGUUUUCGUUA